Insectozyma verbasci is the source of this 1593-nucleotide messenger RNA. NCBI's taxonomy places the organism in Eukaryota, Fungi, Ascomycota, Pichiomycetes, Serinales, Debaryomycetaceae. The record is from the annotation of a GenBank genome assembly.
AUGACUUCUUCAAGACCUACACCAUCCAAUGCUACUUUUAAAGAUAAAGAAAAACCACAAGAAGUUAGAAAAGCUAAUAUUUUGGCUGCUAGAGCUGUUUCAGAUGCAAUUCGUACUUCUUUAGGUCCCAAGGGGAUGGAUAAAAUGAUUAAAACAAAACAAGGAGAUAUUAUAAUUUCAAAUGAUGGUGCUACUAUUUUAAAACAUAUGGCUGUUUUACAUCCUGCUGCUAGAAUGUUGGUGGAUGUAAGUCAUGCUCAAGAUGUUGAAGCUGGUGAUGGUACAACAACAGUUGCAAUUUUAACUGGGGCAUUUUUAGGUGCUGCUGAAAGAUUAUUAAAUAAAGGUAUACAUCCAACUUUAAUUUCUGAAAGUUUUCAAAGAGCUGCUCAAAGAAGUUGUGAAAUAUUAUUAGAUAUGAGUUAUAAAAUAGAUUUAAAAGAUAGAGAACAAUUAAUCAGAGCUGCUUCAACUUCUUUAAGUUCAAAAAUUGUUUCACAACAUUCAAAUUUAUUGGCUCCUUUAGCUGUUGAUUCUGUUUCAAAAGUUAUAAAUCAACAACAAAAUAAUGUUGAUUUAAAUGAUAUUAGAUUAAUUAAAAAAGUUGGUGGUACAAUUGAUGAUACAAAUUUAGUUAAUGGUGUUGUUUUACCUCAGAAUGUUGUUAAAAAUGCUGGUGGUCCAAUUAGAAUGGAAAAGGCUAAAAUUGCUUUAAUUCAAUUUCAAUUAUCUCCUCCAAAACCCGAUAUGGAAAAUAAUGUUGUUGUCAAUGAUUAUAGACAAAUGGAUAAAAUUUUAAAAGAAGAAAGAGCUUAUCUUUUAAAUAUGUGUAAAAAAAUUAAAAAAUCAAAAUGUAAUGUAUUAUUAAUUCAAAAAUCAAUAUUAAGAGAUGCCGUUAAUGAUUUAGCUUUACAUUUUUUAUCAAAAUUAAAUAUAAUGGUUAUAAAAGAAAUUGAAAGAGAUGAAGUUGAAUUUUUAUCAAAAGCUUUAGGUUGUAAACCAAUUGCUGAUAUUGAUAAUUUUGCAGAAGAUAGAUUAGGUUCAGCUGAUUUAAUUGAAGAAAUUGAAGAUUCUGGUUCAAAAAUUGUUGAAAUUACAAAUAUUACUUCAAAAAAUAUAAAACCAACAGUUUCUAUAAUUAUAAGAGGUGCUAAUAAUUUGAUAAUAGAUGAAACUGAAAGAUCUUUACAUGAUGCUUUAUGUGUCAUCAGGUGUUUAGUUAAAGAAAAAGCUUUAAUUGCUGGUGGUGGUGCUCCAGAAAUUGAAGUUUCAAAACAACUAAUGAAAGAAUCUCAUAAGUUAUCAGGUGUUGAACAAUUUGUUUAUCAAGAAUUUGCUCAAGCUUUAGAAGUUAUACCAACUACUUUAGCAGAAAAUGCAGGUUUAAAUCCUAUAAAUGUUGUUACUGAUUUAAGAAAUAAACAUGAAAAUGGUGAAAAAGAUGCUGGUAUAAGUGUAAGAAGAGCUGGUGCUUCAAAUACUUAUGAUGAACAUGUUUUACAACCUGUCUUAGUAAGUACAAGUGCAAUUACAUUAGCUUCAGAAUGUGUUAAAUCAAUUUUGAGAAUUGAUGAUAUACAAUUUAGUAGGUAG